Trichoderma atroviride IMI 206040 is the source of this 1665-nucleotide messenger RNA. NCBI's taxonomy places the organism in Eukaryota, Fungi, Ascomycota, Sordariomycetes, Hypocreales, Hypocreaceae. The record is from RefSeq and is a predicted model, not a curated record.
CCGGCACAUACCGAAGCUCUGUCUUCUCGCAACAUCUCUCACAAAUCUACUUAUACUAGCCAUGGGCACGGAGAUUGACGUACUGACAGCCACUGCUGAGGAGCUCCAGCAUUUGCUCAGCUCAUCUGCCGACAUAACCAGCAAGCAUCUCGUCCAAAUAUAUCUCUCACAGAUCAAGCGCCACAAUGACUACCUCAAAGCGAUAAUCAGCACAGCUCCAGAAUCGCUCCUCUUGGAGAGAGCGGACAUGCUGGAUGAGGAAAGAAAGAAUGGCAAGCUUAGGAGCCCACUUCACGGGAUCCCCAUCCUCAUCAAAGACAACAUCGCGACCCACUUCAAGUCAACUGGCCUUGAUACAACGGCUGGAAGUUUAGCUCUAGCCAAUUCGAACCCGCGGAUCAAUGCGCCUAUUGUAGAUCGGGUAACUAACGUCAAUCUUUCGCCAAGAGGCAAAAACCUGAUUUGCGGAUGGAAUGCAGUUAGCGGACAAGCCCAAUCUCCGUAUGCAAAAGGAGGUAUUCGCUCGGAUGAUUCAUUUGCAGGUCAUAGCAACCCGGGAGGCUCUUCAUCCGGCUCUGCCAUUGCAGUCGCAGCUGGGUUUGCUCCAGUUAGCAUUGGCACUGAGACAUUUGGAUCGCUAAUGCUACCUGCUGGCCGAGCUGCCCUUUAUUCACUUAAACCUGGCCGCGCGCUCAUCUCCCUUAGCGGAAUAGUACCCAUUUCUAGCUUUUCUGACCAGCCAGGCCCUAUGACAAAGACUACCAAAGAUUUAGCUAUGCUGAUGGACAUCAUCACUGAUCCCAACAACAUUCCACCGGGCGGCUACGCCUCGCGGGUAACGGGCUCGUGGGAUGGUCUCAAGAUUGGCGCGGUAGACCCAGAAAUAUGGAAGUAUACUCCGGAUAUUCGAAAGAUCCUCGACGAAGGCAUGGAGAAGCAGUUGAUCGAUCAAGUUCGACAUGCAUAUGAAGUUAUCAAGGAACACGCAACAGUGUUCAAGGAUAACGUCUUAUUAAAUAUUGUUGACACAUUUUACGUUGAGGGCGAAGAGGUUUUGCUCAAAAUAUUCGAAAAGGGCUUUAAAGAGGAGUUUGAGAAUUAUAUCAAACUCCUUGAUACCCCUCAGAUUAAGACGUUGGGCGAGCUGAUUGCCUUCAACAAGGCGCAUGCCGAUAAAGAGCUUCCUCAUGGAUACGAUAACCAGGAUAUCCUUGAGCUCUGCGAAAAGACUAGUCUGACAUCCGAAGACUGCGCGUCUUAUAUUUCCCAUUUGACCAAAUUCGGCCGCGAUGAAGGCGUCGAUAAGAUCUUUGAAGAGCACAAUCUCAACAUCAUAAUGGGGCCCAUUGAGUCGCCAUUGUAUUAUUUUGCUGCAGCCUGCGGGUACCCUGUUGCUGCCAUGCCGCUCGACUAUCUUGACUAUAACGGACGGCCGCAUGGGCUUUGCGCAGUAGCCAAAGAAGAGGGCCUUCUAAUCCAACUUCAGAGUGCUUAUGAGAAAACCUUUCCGCCGCGGAAGCCGCCAACUUUGUGAGCUGAAAGCAAACGUCUUGGAACCUGAUCUAUUUCUGUAACGAAUUGACGUAUUGAGAAAUAUUGGCGAGCUAUGUACAGCGACUCUAAGCAAUUAUACAGCUUUUAACACGGUACAAUAAGAUGUUUGCU